Molecule: messenger RNA, 3561 nt
Organism: Rodentolepis nana
Lineage: Eukaryota; Metazoa; Platyhelminthes; Cestoda; Cyclophyllidea; Hymenolepididae
Source: the annotation of a GenBank genome assembly
AUGCGUGACUUCGUCCUGCAAAAGUGCAAUCGUGCAUUCUUGGAUAUUUUCUGGGAUAUCAGCGAUACAGAUGAAGCUAAAAGAACUGCUGCUAUUAAAAACCUAAAUAAAUAUUUGUUAUCUACAAAACAUGACUUACAAACCCAUGUUACAUACGCUCUAGAUAGGCUCUCAAAGGGCCUCAGGUCAUCUCCUACUCCGGAAUCUGGUUGCUCAAUAGCUUUAAUAUCAAUUCUCAAGCAUAACAAGAUGAUAUCUAAAGAAUUGAUUUUAACUGCUUUUGAUAGGCACGUUUAUUCCUAUAAUGCUGUCGAUGCAAAGGAAAGAUCAAUCACUAAUAGGGCUAAGAUUCUUUGUUUGUAUGUCUUGGCCGAAUCCGGUAGGCUAUCCGAUCUAGCUGCUGAUGAGCAUAAAAAGAUUGCUACCAGUUUAAAAUCCCUACUAAAUUUAGAACGCUGUCUUCUCUUUAUGGAAGACGUUCUUUCUCGAGUGAUUCCAGAAAUGAAUCCGAAGCUUGUUGGCAUAUAUGGUGAUUUGAUUUCCCACAUAUGGGAUCUUGCUUGGCAAUCAAAAGAACCUAGUGCCUCCGAAAUUAUCUUCAUUCUACGGCUUCAAAAUUGUUCUGAAGCUUUAAAGACGGUUAACACGAAAAUGCGGUUUGAUGUGAACGAUAAAUCAAUGAUCAAACGGGUUGUGAAUGCGGUAAAUAAUUGUCUCCCCUCAUCGGCGUUUGACAAAGCUGCUGAGUUGAUUUCUGCAUUCCAGCAUUCUUCCAUUUUCGAUAAAUUAUGGACAAGAAUUUCAGCUCCAAUCGAUCAUACCGAUUCUCCAAUUGCUCAAAGGAUUCAGAUUCUAAAAGUGGCAUUAGCGCUCUUAUCAAAACUUCAAGCUGAGGAGCAGUUGGAAAUAAUCCUUUCAUUUAACACAUUAACUUUCCUACGGAAGCAAUUGUCCAGUUCGAAACUCUCUAGCCACGAAGAUGUUUGUAGCUUGUUGAAUAAUCAGAUUUCGGCGUUGAAAACUUCGGCAACUGAAGGUCCUGAUGCAAAAAGUGUCAAUAAGGUUGAAACUAAAAUUGCAGUUAAAAAAGCAGCAAGUCUGUUCAAAGUAAUUUUCGCAAAAAUUCCGCUAUUUGAUAUCAAUGCUGCACCCAGGGCCCCGCAUCUUUUAUCGAGCUUACUCGAUAUUGCUUCGUCUGAACUUUCUGACGAAUAUCUGAAGAAUUCGUCAAGAAAUUUGCAAAGGAUGUUCCUGCAUGUUAAAGAGGAUUCUGAAAAUGUCCUCGCCAUCGAUAGACAACGUCUUCACAUUUUGGAUUUGCUUCGUCAGUUCGUCUUCUGUCUCACUUCUCGUCCAUCAUUCUUUGAUAAUAUCGAAUUUCUAUGCGAGUCCAUGGACUUCUUCCUUCUGGUUGCUAAUAGCAAUGCCAUGCCUCUAGAUUCCUCUUCACCAAAGGUUACCUCGGCAGUUUCUGGUUUAGCUUUGACACAUCUUGGCCGAUGCUUAACCUUACUCUUGCGCAAAGUGCCCUUAAAGUCGGAGAUUAGGGAGGAUUCUCGUCACGCAAAGACGUGUAAACAGGGUUUGGAAAUACUGAAUCGAUGCAUUAAGCACCUUAUAGGAACCGACUUGAAGAUCUGUUCUGAGAGGUUUGGCAGUGAAGACUCAGUGAAUCCCCUGGUGCAACGCUUGGAGAUCGCAGCAAAGAUGCUUGAGGAAGAUGAAUUAGGUUCAGUUGGGCAUUGGAUUGGUCUUCUUUAUGCUACAACUACUGUCUAUGCUCUGACUCUUCACACUGAUCCAUCCUCCCUAAAAGAGGAUUCUCUCUUGGAACUUCUUGACGAUAUUUUCCAAGCUCAUCGCCAUCGUGCUCUCGCCUCCAACGCUAUGGAAACCGACGACGAGCAACAGGAUUCGCCUGAAUGGUCUUCUGUCCUCACUGAUGCGAUGCUCAGUCUCUGUGUUGAACCCUGGAGACUUCUUCGAGAUGUGGUGAGUGCCACUUUCGGAAGAAUGGUGGCUCGAAAAGAGAUUAGCAUCCAGCCGACAUUUGAUGUUCCCCUCGAAGUUUUCUUUGGACUAAAGAAGGCGGAGGAGAAGGAGGUGGAAGAGACGAAACCAGUGUACCCUUUGCAGCUCAUUUUGAGCAUUGCUGACAGUAAGUCAAAAGCAGCAGAGCAGAGAAUCGGCGUUGCUGGCGAGGAAGAGGAAAGCGAUGAAGAGAGCGAAUUUGAUGAAGAUGAUGAAGAACAUGAUCAUGAUGAUAACAAGCUAGAAGAGGAUAUCGGGGGUUUCGCUGAAUUGAGUGACGCGGAGGAUUUGCCAGAAGUGGAGGACGAAGACGACAUCAGAGCUGAAGAGGUUUCGGAUGAAGAAGAGGAGUUCCUCACGAAUGAACAAAUUGAGAAGCAGGACGAAGCCCUUGUCGCUUUAUUCAAAGCAACCAGAGCCUCACGCAUGGACGCCAAAAUACGAAAGGAAACCAUCGCUCUAUUGAAAUUAAGGUCCCUUGAUUUUCUCGAAAACCUACUCCUCUAUUCUUCUGAUGCUAGACUUUUCUUGCCUACACUCCAUAUUGUUCUCCAAUUGGCUGUUACCUCAUCUCGAAAGGCCAUUCGUGCUCAAAGUAAAGGUGGUUAUGUUCCAUUGGCUCGAAUUGUUUCAAUCUUCGAAAACUUGAAUUCAAGGACAAUAGCAUUCAAUGAAGCUCUUUGUAAAUCUAUCAGCCAAUCAGAUGACGGUUUGUUGCCAGUCUGUCUCGAGGCCAUCUUUACUAUUUUCAAAAAUGCUAUCCCUGACGACCGAAUGAUGAAAUGCCUUCAGACCACUUGUGACUUCCUGCAAUUCAAAAAGGUGACAGACCAAAAAUGCUCGAAAGUUCUAAUGAAAUAUUUGGAGGAAUUUCUUGUUGAAUUCUUGUCCAAGACGCGUCCUAGCAGAGCACAUCAACAAUUGUUGAUUCGUUUGAUCAGCUCUUCACCUGUUAUGGCUACAUCUGCAAAGAGCAUAAUUCUCCAACGUCUUAAGUCUCCAGACUCAGAAUCUCAAGCGGAAUCUUCCUUAAUUUAUUCAAAAACAACUCUUUUGAAUCUUGCAAAUUCAGUAACUAAGGCAUUGGCUGGUGCAAAAUCGUCAGCUCUUUCUGAUUGGACACUUGAGUUGUCCCGAACUCUGAUUGGAUUGUUUAUUAAUUCUUUGUCUGCCAAUGCUUUGAUGAAAUCGAAGGACUUUGUUUCAGCAGUUUUCAACUCCCUCUUUUCGUGUUUCAAAUCAAACAAGACGGUGUUUGAUUAUCUAACUUCUGAUGAAAUCGCGGCAGUUCUUUCAGUAGACAGGUCAGAGAUCCCCAAAUCUACGCGCGCUAAUCAUUCACGUCUUGUUCAGCUCAUGCAUUCUCUCCGUAACUCUUCCGGAAACCUUUCGUCUGUAUUGGACGCACUUGGAUCUAGGAAGAAGCAGCAGAAGUUGGAAGCCAAGCAGGCGCGUAGACAGAAGCGUAAAGCAAAGGCGUUAGAGAACGCUGAAAGGAGGAAGAAGGCAAAAAUGGAAGUGGAUGUUUAG